GUUGCUAUAAGACCGUGGCCGGAGAGCGCGUGCGCCUCUUUUUCCGUCCGGGAGUCUGUCUGUGGGUGAGGUGUGCUGCGGUGCUCUUUACUCCAGGCGCAGACGGGCGAGCAGCGCCAGCAUGCCGGUUGCUCGGAGUUGGGUUUGUCGCAAGACUUAUGUGACCCCGCGGAGACCCUUCGAGAAGUCUCGCCUCGACCAAGAGCUGAAGCUGAUCGGCGAGUAUGGGCUCCGGAACAAACGUGAGGUCUGGAGGGUCAAAUUUACUCUGGCCAAGAUCCGCAAGGCUGCCCGGGAACUCCUGACGCUGGAUGAGAAAGACCCGCGGCGUCUUUUUGAAGGGAAUGCUCUGCUGCGGCGACUCGUCCGCAUUGGGGUGUUAGACGAGGGCAAAAUGAAGCUGGAUUAUAUCCUGGGCCUGAAGAUCGAGGAUUUCUUGGAGAGACGCCUGCAGACCCAGGUCUUCAAGCUGGGCUUGGCCAAGUCCAUCCACCACGCCCGAGUGCUGAUCCGCCAGCGCCAUAUCAGCCCUUGGAGGUGAUGAAGCUGUGAGCUCACCUUGAGGGUGCAGAUUGACCCCUACACACUGCUCAUGGGGGAGCUGGGGGGUAGCCUCACCCCCAUGGCCCAGCGCAAGGGUCACUGCGGCGGGAGCCGUACACCUUGCGAAAGCUUAUACCAGGCCUACAGGUAGCUGGACAGGUAACAGCUCUUGGUGUCACUGGUUGAGAGAAGUCAUUAGGCCUCGCCUGGCCUGGGUGGGUUCUGCUGUCUGGUGGGCCCUUGUGAAGCCAUUCCGGGCCCUGCUCACCACAGCUAAUUGUGAGUUCACCCAAUUCAAGGUCUGUGCCCAUGGUGGUUCUGGUGUGAUGAAAAGGGCAUUUCAGAGGGCAGGUGUCAUCGGGGUAGGCAAAUCUACCAUUUUUCUGUGAAAUGGGCACCUUUCACCAGGAGCUGUGUGGUAUGUGGGCAGGAUACACACAUAGUGAUUUCUGUCUCAGCCUUUGAUCAGUCCUGAGACCCAGGGCCUAGAGCCUCAUUUUGUUGUUCUUUUUUUCCCCCUUAUUAGAGCCACAUUCAGGGCAUGUGGAAGUUCCUGGGCUAGGGGUUGAAUCAGCUGGGGGUCCGUCUGCACCCUCAUGGUGAGCUCACAGCCACAGCAAUGCUGGAUCCUUAACCCCCUGCGCAA
Phacochoerus africanus (Common warthog) is the source of this 1189-nucleotide messenger RNA. It is a transcript of the gene RPS9, whose product is annotated as ribosomal protein S9. Gene Ontology annotation, molecular function: rRNA binding; structural constituent of ribosome. Bases 122 to 541 code for a protein of 139 amino acids. Gene Ontology annotation, biological process: positive regulation of translational fidelity; translation. NCBI's taxonomy places the organism in Eukaryota, Metazoa, Chordata, Mammalia, Artiodactyla, Suidae. Gene Ontology annotation, cellular component: cytosolic small ribosomal subunit. The transcript has 5 exons. The record is from RefSeq and is a predicted model, not a curated record.